This is a messenger RNA of Leucoraja erinaceus (little skate), 1937 nucleotides long. RefSeq names its product ADP-ribosylation factor-like 6 interacting protein 5a (gene arl6ip5a). Gene Ontology annotation, biological process: negative regulation of transport. The record is from RefSeq and is a predicted model, not a curated record. The transcript has 3 exons. Gene Ontology annotation, cellular component: membrane. Lineage: Eukaryota; Metazoa; Chordata; Chondrichthyes; Rajiformes; Rajidae. Bases 136 to 702 code for a protein of 188 amino acids.
AGACAACGUGAUCUGGAGGAGAGGCGGUGGCAGGAACACUCGGCAGUGACGCUUUGUCAAGAGCUGCUGCUGCUGUUGCUAUUUCUGCUGCGGUUUCCUUACCUCUCUCUCCCCCCACCACCGCUUAACAUUAACAUGGAAGUGAAGUUCGCUCCUUUAAGACCCUGGGACGAUUUUAUCCUCGGUUCCACGCGUUUCGCCCAGCCAGAUUUCCGAGACUUGGCGAAAUGGAACAAUCGGGUGGUCAGCAACUUGAUGUUUUACCAGAGCAACUACCUCGUCGUAGCUGUCUGUCUCUUCUUGCUAAUCGGGUUUAUGAGUCCAUUGGAAAUCCUCCUGGGAGGAGCAGUGGUGACAGUGAUAUUCACCGGCGCUCUGUGGGCAUCUGAAAAUAAGGCAGCAAUUGGCCACUUCAAACGGCAGCACCCAACUUUCUUUGUUGCGGCCAUUCUAAUGAUGAGCUACUUUAUGAUUUCCAUAAUCGGAGGUGUGAUGGUUUUCCUAUUUGGAAUCACACUGCCGUUGCUUUUAAUAUUUGUGCAUUCCUCUCUACGGCUUCGUAACCUUCAGAACAAGUUUGAAAACAAGAUGGAAGAGAUUGGACUUAAGAAGACCCCCAUGGGCAUCUUAUUGAAUGCUCUCGGUCAAGAGCAGGAGCACAUUUCUAAAAUUGCUGAUAUCUUGUCACAAAGCAAAAACUAACCAGGUUCUGAUUUAAUUUAACUCCUUAAGAGUUGUGUUGUGCAGUAUUCCUGGAAUAAGGUUUUGCAAUUCUUUAAAGAGCCUUAACAAGCUGGUAUUAAUAUUAAUUUUCAAGUAUUCCAAGCUGAUAUUAAUGCUUCACUCUUGAUUAUUCCAAAGUACAGCUGGAAAUGUUUUUUGCAAAGUGAGAUAUAUUGUGGAAAAUUAACUGCUUAUUAUAGUGACAAUAUGCAGUUUUGUCUGUGUACAUUUAUGGAAUUUUUCUUAUCCGAAUCCCAGCUAUGAUGGGAUGUAAACAAUUUAUUUGGAUGACGUGUAAACUUGCACUUUCUGUUAUUAGUACCUGUAUUUAUUUCUGUUAAUUGGUUAAAGGCUGAUUUAGAAUUGAAGAAAAUUAUCAUUCAAAUAUUUUCAUUCACAAAUAGCUAAUAGAACCAGAGUAUAUACAGUUGGUGUGGGGUUAUAUGAUAGCACUAUGUUGACAUUUUCACUAGUUUUGAACAGGCCAUGUUGCAUAUCCUUCCUGUUCAGUAUGAUUUUGCGCAGAAAUGUCUAUUAAAAAGCCUUUAUUAGUUUGAUAUUUGGCAAAUAGAAUGAUCAGUUUAACUCAAUAGACACAAAAAGCUGGAGUGACUCAACGGGACAGACAGCAUCUCUGGAGAGAAGACAUGGGUGAUGUUUCGGGGUCGCGACCCUUCUUCAGAAGAUGCUGCCUGUCCCGCUGAGUUACUCCAACCUUUUGUGUCCAUCUUCGGUUUAAACCAGGAUCUACAGUUCCUUCCUACACAGUUUAACUUGAUAAUUCCACCUAACAUGAUGAACAAAUUCGGGUGUGUUGUGAAAUUGGAGAAAUCAAAACACAAAAAGAACAACAGCUAUAAUUUUAAAUUAACUAUGUGAUUGAAAAGUUGAGUACAUUAGGAGUACUGGUGUUAUUCUCUCAAAAUGAGAAGCAUGUUUCAUGACCAAUGUUCUUCCUUGGCAUUCAUAUCAACUUUUACAAAACCGAAUAGUCCUGAAAGUGAGCUUUGACAAAAUUUGCAUCCUUGACGAUUUUGGCUUAUUUUUAUUGACAAAACUGCGGAUGUAAUGCUUCAAGUUUUCCAACAGCUGUUAAAUGUGGAGUAUGAGCUCAAUUUUGUGUAUAAGGUGUAACUAUUUUCUGUGUUAUCUAUUUUCAGGUCCAAAGAUAUGCAACAUCUUUUGCAUGCAAUAAAAACUACUUUAAAUUUAAA